AUGAGGAAGACGGUCAGAACUGUCUCCACACAUGUCAGACAAUGUCCACUCUGUUCUCAGAAGGGGUUCAUAUGUGAAGGUUGCCAUGGGAACAACAUCAUUUACCCCUUUGACCUCCGAGACACAUACCAGUGUCCGUCGUGCAGUGCAGUCUAUCACUAUGUCUGUACACCAGAGAAAGGAAACUGCUCCAAAUGUCUUUGUAUUCACCGGAGAAGACAGGCUCUAUGUAGUGACUUCUGACUAUCAGUGAACUCUUCACUUUUUCCCUCAUUUCUCUGUAGUAUUGUGCUGGCUCACCAAUUAAUGGGCAAAAAACUCGUAGCCGUACUCGUGAAUGUGCAAUAAAACACGUUCAACUGCUUACCAUACUCACAAAAAACUAAUUGGUGUCUUAGCGUACCCAUGAAAUGGGGGAAAACGUAUAGACUCGUUGCCGUUGUCGUAAUAUAAUAUUAUGGCACAAAUUCAAGGGCUGCUCGCAUGCAUACCUGUGUAUCUAAUGGGAAGUCACGUAGGCUGGGCAAAAAAACACAUUUGUUGCUUAGCGGGGAAAAAAAAUUGUAGACUGCUUGCUGUGCUCGCAAAAUAGCAAAAAAAUAUGUAGGCUGCUUUCCCGUACUCGUGAAAUAUUAAAAAUAUCCUCAGUAAUUUCUCUAGUAACUCCAGGGUACCCCUCAGUAAUCUAGUAUAUAGGCCACUAGUAAACUCCCUCAGUAAUUUCUCUAGUAAACUCCAGUGUACCCCCCAGUGCACUCUAGUAACUCUAGGGUACCCCAUGCCAUUUGGUAUCUGCAGGAUUCCGUCUGUAAUAAACUCCAGGCCACCAUAGCCACAU
This is a messenger RNA of Geodia barretti, 838 nucleotides long. Lineage: Eukaryota; Metazoa; Porifera; Demospongiae; Tetractinellida; Geodiidae. The record is from the annotation of a GenBank genome assembly.